CGGGGAGAGGCGCGGCGGGCGCCGCGGGAACCAUGACAGAAGAUGACCGAGGCGGCGCUGGUGGAGGGCCAGGUCAAGCUGCGGGACGGCAAGAAGUGGAAGACUAGGUGGCUGGUGCUGCGCAAGCCGUCGCCGGUGGCAGACUGCCUCCUGAUGCUGGCCUACAAGGACAAGUCUGAGCGAGCCAAGGGCCUGCGGGAGCGCAGCAGCCUGAUGCUGGAGGACAUCUGCGGCCUGGAGCCCGGCCUGCCCUACGAGGGCCUGGCCCACACGCUGGCCAUCGUCUGCCUGUCCCAGGCCGUCAUGCUGGGCUUCGACAGCCGCGAGGCCAUGUGCGCCUGGGACGCCCGGAUCCGCUACGCGCUCGGUGAGGUGCACAGGUUCCACGUGACGGUGGCUCCAGGCACCAAGCUGGAGAGCGGCCCCGCCACCCUUCACCUCUGCAACGACGUCCUCGUCGUGGCCAGGGACAUCCCUCCGGCUGUCGCGGGGCAGUGGAAGCUGUCUGACCUCCGGCGCUACGGGGCCGUGCCCAGCGGAUUCAUCUUCGAAGGCGGGACCAGGUGUGGGUACUGUAAGUAUGCGGGGCCGCUCGGAGUUCGGCUUCACCCCAAAACCCUCGGCCUGGAGCCGCCCGCCCCACCCGUGUGCUCGCUUGGCUGGCGUCUUGGAAACGUGGUGGGCGAGGCCAGGUGUCUCACAGCCCAGUGCUCAGCGCUGAGGCCACCGAGGAGGGAGGACGGACCCUCCGGCCGCAGCCCACCCGCACCCCUGCAGCCAGGCCUGCCUGUCACGACGCAUGGCCUUGUGCCUGAAGUCACAGUCAGCCUGUCCAGCUCGUCCUCGGAGGCCAGCCACUCGGACGUCAGUGCCGGCAGCCGGCUCACGGCGUGGCCCGAGCAGUCCUCGUCCUCGGCCGGCACGUCGCAGGAGGGCCCGGGGCCGGCGGCCGCCCAGGCCCCCGGGGAGGCCGCGCCGGGCGCCUCGAGGCCGCCACCCAAGCCCCUGCGGCCGCGGCAGCUGCAGGAGGUCGGCCGCCAGAGCUCGUCGGACAGCGGCAUCGCCACGGGCAGCCACUCCUCCUACUCGGGCAGCUUCUCGUCCUGCGCGGGCAGCAGCCUGGACGUGUGGCGCGCGGGCGACGAGUUCGGGUCCUCGCUCAGCCUGCCGCCCGCGGCCGGGGUGCCCGACCCCAGCCUGUGCGCCUGCCCGCCGGGGACGGCCGAGUACCAAGUGCCCGCUGCCCUGCGGCCACAUUAUGACACGCCACGCAGCCUGUGCCGGGACGCCAGGGACCAGACCGCCACCGCACAAGGCAGCCCCGACGACGGAGGGGCCGGGGACUUGGGUGGCCAGGCGUCCGCGGGGUGUCCCUCCGGCUGGCUGGGCGCGAGGCGGCGGGGACAGGCGGCGGAGGCCCCGGGCAGCGAGGCCCCCGGCGGGGCCUGGGAAGCAGGCAGUCCCCACGCGGGGCUUCCUCCGGCUUUCUUUUCCACUUGUCCCGUCUGUGGAGGACUCAAGGUAAACCCCCCUCCCUGAGAGCCGUGGCCCAGGCCCGCUGCUGCGGGGGGCUGGUUCGUCUCUCCCGACAGGAGGGGAGGGGGCGCCUUUGUGCUGCUGGCGGGGCCAGCCGCUGUGUGGCGCGGUGGGGAGGGCACAGCGGCGACAACCCCAGAGCCUCCUCCUCUCUGGGCGUGAGGCCUGCAGGGGGGGCCCACGGGACUGACCGGGAUGCGGCCGGAAGUACGUUCUGGAAAAGAGGGGCAGGCGGGGGGCUGGCAGAGUCCCAGAGCCCGAGGAUCAGGUGCUGGGGGCACAGGAGGGUGCUGUGUCCUAGGUGGCUCAAGCCGUGCCCUCGGGGUGAGCAAGGCUGGGGGCGCCCCUCGCUGGCCUGUGCCACUGCCUGCCUGCGGACGGCCACUCUCACACCUCAGGUCCGUCCCCUCCAGUGCACAGUCACCCCGCCCGACAAGUUAGGGCCCCCUGCAGCCGCCGCAGACCCCCGGUUGCCGGGCCAGGAGCACGGCACGUCGUGCGUACGAGAGCUUUACCGAUCUGCCCCGCCCCGCCCCUCCUCUGCAAGGCAGCACCACUGCUGGCCCGUCCACCAGGGGAGGAAACUGAGGCUCAGGAGGUACAGGGGCUUGUAGGGUCUGGGUGUCCACGGCUCACCCGCCAGCCUUUCCCUGAAGCCGCAGCCUCCGGGGUGAGGGCCGGGCCGGGGGGCGGGGUGGUGAUGUCCCUUCCACCAGCUAGCCCGGCAGGGCCAGCUUGCCAGGGGGCCCCUGUGGAAGCUCUCGAAGCUGCACCGUCCUCCCCCGCCACCCCCUGGCUGAGUUCGAGGCUGGAGCUCGGGCCUCCGGGGCCCGUCCCUUGGCAUCCGGAGGGCACGUGGGCGCCCUCCGCGUCUGUCUGCUCGCCUGCAUGGGGUGCGGCUGCGUUGCCUGGUUUGUCCAUCGCUCUGCGGCUUCGUGCACCCGCGAGAGGCGGGGCCUGUGCGGCUCCGGGCUCCGGUUGGCGCCGUCCCGCGCUGUCCGGAGUCACCCCCAUCGGGGGGCAAACAGCUCACCUGUAAAUACGUGGCUCUGUACCUUCACCGUCGGCUGAAGACGUUGGUCGCUCUUACAUUUUUGAAGUCUGACGCUGUUUGUAAUACGUCCUUAGACUGGAAAUAAAAUUUUCUUUUCUUA
Messenger RNA from Lynx canadensis (Canada lynx), 2690 nucleotides. It is a transcript of the gene DOK7, whose product is annotated as docking protein 7. The coding region runs from base 43 to 1539 and encodes 498 amino acids. Lineage: Eukaryota; Metazoa; Chordata; Mammalia; Carnivora; Felidae. Gene Ontology annotation, molecular function: protein kinase binding. Gene Ontology annotation, biological process: neuromuscular junction development; positive regulation of protein tyrosine kinase activity. The transcript is spliced from 5 exons. The record is from RefSeq and is a predicted model, not a curated record.